Molecule: messenger RNA, 2093 nt
Organism: Strongylocentrotus purpuratus (purple sea urchin)
Lineage: Eukaryota; Metazoa; Echinodermata; Echinoidea; Camarodonta; Strongylocentrotidae
Product: gelsolin-like protein 2
Exons: 10
Coding region: 172-1254 (360 amino acids)
Molecular function (GO): actin filament binding
Source: RefSeq, a predicted model, not a curated record
CUCUGCGAACCUCUAAUACAUGCCACAACUACCUGUUCGCACGUUCGCCAGUGCUAACCCUAACUAACCCUAACAUAACGCACGCUCUCCUUCUCCUUCCUCUGCCUCUAUUGUACUACUGUUCCCGGGGUCUAAUUCACGUAAUUUCAACAACUCAUUUCGCCAGUAAACAUGCAGAAGGCUCAGGAAUACGACUGGAAGGAUUCGAACCUCGCUCUCUUUGGUUCGGAUGUCGAUAAGGGAGUGAAGAAGGCGUCUGCUGAGACAGAACCAGCCUGGGAAGGAGCAGGACAGGGUGUCGGCAUCCAGAUCUGGCGUAUUGUCAAAUUCAAGGUACAACAUUGGGAUAAAGAUCAAUAUGGAAGCUUCUACGAUGGAGAUUCCUAUAUCAUCCUCAACACAUACAAAAAUCCAGGCGAGGAAGAUCUAGAACACGACCUUCAUUUUUGGAUCGGAAAGAAUUCUACCCAGGAUGAGUAUGGUACAGCAGCCUACAAGACAGUUGAACUGGACACACUCUUGGAUGAUAAGCCCGUUCAGCAUCGCGAAGUCCAGGGGCAUGAGAGUUCUCUAUUUAAGGGCUACUUCAAAAAAUUCGAGACCAUGGCUGGUGGCGCCGACACCGGUUUCAGGAGGGUUGGGCCCAAGGAAUACAAGACCCGUCUUAUGCACUUCCACGGCGAUAAGAAGAGUGUGCAAGUGAAAGAGGUGGACCUCUCCAAACAGUCCCUGGAUUCGAACGACGUGUACAUCCUGGACGCCGGACUCAAACUGUACCUAUGGCUCGGUAGAGACUGCAACAAGGAUGAGAAAUUUAGGGCUAUACAGUACAUACAAUCCAUAAAGGGCGAGCGAGGGAGGGCUGAAUCGGAAACACUGGAUGAGGACGAUUUAUCGCCUAAACAUGAAUUCUACGACCGGCUUCCUGACACCGAGGUUAUUAGGGAGGUUGCUGAGGAUGACGAUAGCCAGGUUGCUGUCCACAGAUUGAGCGAUGAGAGCGGACGAAUGGAAUUCGCUGUGGUCGCAGAGGGCGAGCUUCCGCGAGCAUGUCUCGAAAGUGCGGAUGUGUUCAUUGUUGACAACAAACUGCAUUGCUUCGUCUGGGUGGGGAAGGACGCCUCCAUCGACGAGAGGAGAAAUGCAAUGACCUAUGCACAUAAAUACCUAAUGAAGACCAAGCACCCGCUCAUUCCAGUUUCGGUCGUAGCAGAAGGCAAGGAGACAAAAGAAUUCAAUGAGGCCAUGCAGUAAACAUCAACAUACACAAGAAGAAGAGCGUACCGUUGUUCAGUAUCUCAUUAACUAUACCAUGAGGUCUGUAUUCUUCUAAUUCACUUAAGUCCGACCAUAGAUCUAAAGACACGUUUAGCAAAAGAAACUUAGACCUCGGACUUAACUUUCUUUGUUAAACACGAUUUUGAUCACAACCCUAAAACCAAGUGUCUGGUUUAAAUGUUACUAGAAUACGGGCCUACUGUUGCGUUUAUUGCUCAAUUGCAAGACAGAAUCAGUCUUUUGAAACACAUUUAUAAAAGAUAGUUUUGAAACUUUAGCUCUUUUUCAAGAAAAAUUAGCGCUUUCCCCUGGAUUCGCACACAACACUGCGCCUGUUAUUUUCAGGCGAACCAGAAGCGCGUUUCUUUAACGUCAUAUGAACGCGUUUACAAACGAUGGUGAGUUUUUGAAACGCACCUUGAGCAAAAUGUAUGUUAUUAAUAUAAUGGGAAUACGAUAUCAGUAAAAAGGUAAGCUCUGUUCCCCAUUCUUAAAUUGGUGGUAGAAUGUUUUGACCAGAAAUAGGGAAUUACAAACUGACAAUGAAAAAGUAAAAAUCAAAUACAAUCAGAUUUCGAACAAAUAUAAUUAUGCAACAGAAUUACGUAAUAAUCGAAAAAGUGAUUCAUUUUUGUAUUAAAUAGAGGUGCUCCAACUUAUAUACACGUAUAUAGAAUGUUUUGCAUAAAGAAUGUUUUGCAUAUCCAUACAUGCGUGUAUAAAUAAUAUUUUGUGUACAAGAAUAAUUUUUUAUCUAUAAGAAUUUCGAAAUGUUAUAGAGUUGUAGACUUUCGCCAUGUUCAUAUCUCUUGUAG